Falco peregrinus (peregrine falcon) is the source of this 8752-nucleotide messenger RNA. RefSeq names its product nuclear receptor subfamily 6 group A member 1 (gene NR6A1). Bases 507 to 1925 code for a protein of 472 amino acids. Gene Ontology annotation, biological process: regulation of DNA-templated transcription. The transcript is spliced from 10 exons. Gene Ontology annotation, molecular function: DNA-binding transcription factor activity; sequence-specific DNA binding; zinc ion binding. Lineage: Eukaryota; Metazoa; Chordata; Aves; Falconiformes; Falconidae. The record is from RefSeq and is a predicted model, not a curated record.
GUGUCUCCCUGUUCCCCCGUCCCGGGCUGCCCGGUGCGCGUCCCGCGCUGGGGCCGCCCCGUCCCGCAGGCAGAGCUCCGGGGCUCGGCCGGCAGGUGCCCCCUAGCGCCCCGCCGCUCCCGGUGCGCCGGCCGCAGCGAGGCGGAGGGGAGCUGGGAGCAGCCGCCGCUGCCGGGGCGGGCCGGGGCGCGGAGCCCACCGGGGCGGUGCCCGCGGGGAGCGGCAGGGAGCAGCCCGCAGCGCGGGGAGGGCGUGGCCCGGCGGGGAGGGGCGUGGCCCGGCGGAGGCGUGGCUGCCCCGCGGGUACAUCCGGGCGGCGCGGGCGAACUACGCUUCCCGUCGUGCCUCGCGGGAGGGCGGGGCGGCCCGGCCCGGCCCGGCCCGAGCGCGGCGUCCGCAGCGGCGGCUCUGGCUGUCAGCAGCGCCCGGAGCGGCCAUGGGGCAGCGCGGCCGCCGGGGCUCCUGAGACCCGCCGCGCCCCGGCCCGCCGCGGCCCCGGCGCCGCCAUGGAGCUGGAGCCACCGGCAGAGCUCCCGGAGCCCCUUGCCGCCGCCAAGGGGCCGCCCCACAGCGCUACAGAUGUGGAGCAGAUGAGUUCCUCCUCUCCUGUCCUUCCUAUGAACUCCAUGGGCAAUGAGCGGGUGGAUCAGCGAACCUGCCUGAUCUGCGGGGACAGAGCUACAGGGCUGCACUAUGGGAUCAUCUCCUGCGAGGGCUGCAAGGGGUUCUUCAAAAGGAGCAUCUGCAACAAGCGGGUUUACAGAUGCAGUCGAGACAAGAACUGCGUCAUGUCACGCAAACAGCGCAACAGAUGCCAGUACUGCCGGCUGCUCAAAUGCCUCCAGAUGGGGAUGAACCGAAAAGCAAUCAGAGAGGAUGGCAUGCCAGGAGGCAGAAACAAAAGCAUCGGACCUGUCCAGAUAUCAGAGGAAGAGAUUGAGAGAAUUAUGUCUGGGCAAGAAUUUGAGGGAGAGGCAAACAUGUCAUGGAGCAACAACGGAGACAGUGACCAUAGUUCCCCUGGAAAUGGAGUUUCUGAGAGCAACCAGCCUUCACCUGUUUCUACUCCAUCUUCAAGUAGGUCUGUGGAGCUGAAUGGAUUCGCUGCACUCAGGGAUCAGUAUAUCGGGAUGCCAGUGUCCAUGCACUAUCAGUACCUCCCGCACCUUUGUAGCUAUUCUGCUCACUCGGCUCUGAUGCCCCCUCAAAUGCGCAGCCUGGACCCUCAGUCGCACAGUCUUAUUAAUCAGUUGGUGUCAGCAGAGGACCUGGAGCCGCUCAGCACACCGAUGCUCAUUGAGGACGGGUAUAAAGUGACUCAGGCAGAGCUGUUUGCGCUGCUGUGUCGUCUGGCGGAUGAAUUGCUUUUCAGGCAGAUUGCUUGGAUCAAGAAGCUGCCAUUCUUCUGCGAACUCUCCAUCAAGGACUAUACCUGCCUGCUCAGCUCUACGUGGCAGGAGCUGAUCCUGCUCUCCUCGCUGACUGUUUACAGCAAGCAGAUCUUUGGUGACCUUGCUGAUGUCACCUCCAAGUACUCUCCCUCCGAUGACGAGCUGCACAGAUUCAGUGAAGAGGGGAUGGAGGUGAUGGAGCGGUUGAUCUACCUCUUUCGCAAAUUUAACCAGUUGAAGGUCAGCAAUGAGGAGUAUGCCUGUAUGAAAGCCAUUAACUUCCUAAAUCAAGACAUCAGGGGUCUGACUAAUGCAUCCCAACUGGAGCAGCUGAAUAAGCGGUAUUGGUAUGUUUGCCAGGACUUCACAGAGUACAAAUAUCCACAACAGCCAAACCGUUUUCCGGAUUUAAUGAUGUGUUUGCCAGAGAUACGAUACAUUGCAGGAAAAAUGGUGAGCGUCCCCCUGGAGCAGCUGCCUCUCCUUUUUAAGGCCGUUCUACAUUCCUGCAAGACAAGUGUGAGCAAAGAGUGAGCCCAGCUCGCCCUGGCCAGUGCCUUAUGCUGUGCCUCAGGCAGGGAGCUGGCUCACCCCGGGAGAGGGGCAAACGCGAUCCGGGCAGGAGACAGGGCAGUGGGUGUCCCUGCCAUUGUAGCAAGAAUCUUUUUUGUUUGUUUUUGGUUUUUUACUCUUUUUCCUAUAUAUUUAUUUCACGACAGAGUUGAAUGUAUGAUCUUCAACACGAUGCACAUGGUUCUGUAUGAAUGCAGCAGAUGCAUUCUCCAGCAGUUUACAGAAUGUGAAGAUGUUUAAUGUUACAGUGUUUGUUAGGGUUAGUUCUUUUGUAUUUGGGGGCUGGGGACCGAGAUGACUAAGACUACCUCAAGGAGAAGAUGCUGUUCGCGCACUGCUCUUUCCAUGAUUUGUAUCCAAAAGCGUUUGUCGUAGAGAGCAAACGGCCUCACCUCAUCGACAGAGCUGUUAGUAUCCCAAAUGGAUGAUUUUGGAGAAGCGGGUGUUAGAGAAGUGCCAAGCUUUUUUUCUUUAAUUAUAAUAAUAAUUCUAAAAAGGCAGGGAGUGGAGAAGAAGGAAAAGUCUGUCUAGCCAGCUGGUUUCUUUUUCCCUGACAGUUUUCAGACGCAGGUGGUAGCUCCUGUGGUUUCCCUGCAUCCUGCCCCAGCAGCAUCAUAGUGCUCCCAAGCUGUGGGGGUCCUGCGGCCCCUGUCCCCUCCUGGAGGCUGCAGGAGCGGGCUCUGCCCCCAGCCCCAGCUUGACCAGCUGUCCCCUUGCUAUUACUGCAGCACCUUUCCAUUUGAUUGAAAUUGCAUUGCUGCAGUUUGUGGCAGGCUCAUGGCGUUACACAAAGCUACUCUUGUUGCUAGAGAACUGCAAGUAAUUUCUCAUCACCUCCUAAACAUCCAUUUUAGGCUCACGAAAGCAGGAAAGACCUACUUAGAGAAGAGGCAGGAUUGCCCCUUUCACUGUGUUCCUCCAAGGUGGUAUCUGACCGCUGAGGAGGCUUCUGCAUCGCAGCGAUCCCAAGCAGCCCAUUUCUGGGAACAGUUAGCAUACCCUGUGGUUAAAUGUGACCUGUGUAACAGAGUAAGGGACUCCAGUGUCCUCUGGUGUGGCUUUCUUUGCUGGACUCGGGGAAUGGGUGAUCCAUAGUCAUAUCCUGCCGGGACUGUUCUGCUGCUUGGGGAAGCCCUCCUUACCAGGAAAAGUAGUAUUAAUGCAGUACUUGGUACUGGUCUGUCCUAGGUGUUGCAAGGCUUGAAUUUUCCAUCCAGCAGCCUCCACACCACUCCACUGCAGGGAGAACUGGUUUAGCGGCAACUGGUUAGCUCUUUGAGCAAUUGCUAAGUGCUGGUGUUUAUCUAAACUUGGGCAUUCUCACGAGUUAACCUCACAGGUUCCUGCUCACGGUAGCGGUGGGGAGGUUGCAUGAGAUGCUCUUGCUCUCAUCUCCUUCGUUAAGAGUUAGUGUCGGAUGACUCAGUCGCUGUCCUAGGCAGCUGUGUCACCCUGGCUGGAUUUCCUUCCCUGUGUCCUUAGGUGUGAAUCUGAUGGUUAGGUAGCAAGAGGGUUCAUCAACAAAUGUUUGAAUGCUGUUUGGAAAAUGUUUUGGGAAGCAACUUCUAUUCCUUCAGGGCAGGAGGGACCAGUUGCUACCUUUUUGUCUGGCUGUGAUGACAGCUGUGUGGCACAAAGCGAGUACUGCUCAGAGGUGCUGAAGCUGCUGAGAUGAAUGUGGUGGUGGACAGGAGAAAAAUCUCAUUCACCAAAGCUGUCUUUCCUUCCCCUUCACCCCGCGGGUGCUCCCUCCGUCGCAGCCCAAGAACUGCUCUGACCCACUGGCUUGGCACAUCUCUCGGUUAGUCAGCGGCUGCGCCGGGUGCUGGUGACCGCGGCCGGACCUCUCCCUGGAGACCCGCUGCUGGCUGACCGUGCCCCCACGGUGGCAUCGCCGCCUUUGCAAUCCCACUUGGGCAUCUUCCAGCUUGACGGUUUCCCUUUUCUAAGAGUCCACUAGCUGCUCAUUUUUCAUUAUUUAAAUAGGAUGUUACGGGUAACAGCUGCUGGGCCCAGCAGCAGUUCAGCUUGAUAGAGCUUCACAAUCCAAAGGCAGUUCCGUAAAUCUCAUUUACUUUCCGACUGUAAAAUGAGACAAGCGCGUAUUUCUCAGGAAAGCCUUCUGCAUACAGCCUAUACCUCAAGUGUAAAUGGGAAGAUUUUAGUAUAUCUGCUUGUAAGUUAGAAAGUAUUUCUCAGCUUUUAAGUUUGAUUUCCAAAUAGCUUGAUAUGAUCUUUUUAUUACGGGUUAUCUUCUGGCUUGCUGUUUUAUACACUAAAGAAACUGUUAAAAUUGCAUAGGAGUAAUUUUAUUCUACGGUUACUGAAUUAUUAUGAUCUGUUGAUGAAUAAGAGUUUGUUUUAAUUAGUGUACGUAAAAGUGGUCAUCUUAUUGCCAAAUACACAACAAAAAUAAUUUGUUAGGUAUUCUGUGUUUAUCCAAUAUAAGACUCCCAAAACUAUUGCUGUACUGACAACAACGAAACACCUAAAUUCAUUUAUGAUGAUGAAUGGACGAGAAUGUUCUGCUUUCUGUUGUAUAAAGCAAACUUUACAAAGGUUGAUUGGCAGCAGUAUCCAUUACCAAAUAACCCAUUUGUUGUAGGGAGUAGAAAAGCCUUACUAAACUGACAAGUAAGGAAGAAUAUUCCGAACCAGAAUCUAGCUCACUGGACAGUCAUUCUUAAUAUCUUCUGCACCAAGUCCUCUAAUGACUUGUAUUUUUUAAACAGGGUAAAGUGAAUGUGUUGCAUUGCAAACUCAGGUAUUAUGAGGAGGUAGAGAUGUAGCUAGAGACGUAGAGACGUUAGGUCAGUCACUAGAUGUAUUUGUGAAUUUGGUUUGAAGGACACCCUGGAAAGGCUGGAAUUUUUGUUCCAUUCUUCACGUAACAUUCGGUUUACAGGGACUCAUAUUUUAUUUGUGCUUAAUGCUAGUAGGGGGAAGUUCAUUAUCUUUGAUAUCUAUCUGCUCUUGCUUAUCUGACCUUCUGUCAUAGAGGAAUCAAUCAACAAUAAUAGUCUUUGGUAGAAUUUUCUGCCAUGACAAGUCAAUUUUUAUCCCCGAUUUGAAAGAUAAAUUGGCUGACUGACCCCCUUCCUCUCCUUCAUAGCAUUUGUGCAGAUGGAAAGCUGAAGAGUUAGUUUUAAUCCGAACAGAGAUUCGGGACAUAAAUUUGAAGUGUUCAGGCUCACGUACUCAGAGGGACUCUGCCGAGGUGUCCUAGUUGCCAUUUUACAGCUCGAAGCUGGUCACCCAGCACAGAGAACAGGGCAGAAAUUGCUGCUGCCGGGGCUGAGUCCCAGAGUGGCAAGACCCCAGGACCUGAACAAAGGCUUUUUGAAAGCGACUGGGUUUUCUUCCACUGCCUGCCUUUGGCUCGGGCUUCUGUCCUGUGAGCUGAGCCUUGACCCCACUGUGUGCGGCAGUAGCAAGUCCUUGUCCUCGGCAUGCCUGGCCCCUCAAGAGGGCUGGGGGUGGAGGGACGACCAGGGCGCUCAGAGCGGCCGGGUACCACACAACUGAUGGGCCCUAGGCAUGGCACAAUCGAUGCAGCAGGAGCUCUCUCUCCAGCUGUUUUGCAUACGCAUUAGCUACUUUCUAAUUGUUAGCGGUGCCGGUAGCGUUUGUCGUUCCCAUUCUCAUCUCAUGCCUGCUAGUCCACAGUGCUGUGCAGAGGCACUGCAUGCUUUGGGUCAUUGAGGUGCAGCUCUGGAUUUUCCUGUAAUUCUUAAAUCCUGAGCUUUUGCUGUCUCCCGUCACGCGAAGACCAAAGGGGGAACGUGGCGUUUUCAGGGUGAUCAGUGCAAAGCGGUCAGUCAGAUUGCCAGCUGCAGGGCGACCUGUGCCGGCGAGCUGCUGCCCCAGUGACACCUGUGUUCCUCGUGCUGCGGUGUUGCUUUGAGUGAGCCAGAGCAGGCAGUGCCAGCACAGCGAGCAGGGCUCCCGGGCGCUCUGGCAGGGCUGCUCUCACUCGCCGUAGGUGGUCUGGGUGGCCGUGCCCCCACCCUGCAGUUGCCAUGCAGAGCCUCGAGCUCCCAUCGAGUGCCACUGGCUGCCCGUCUCACUCUGCCGCGCACGGCAGGAUCGGCCCCUGCUCUUCAGGCUUCCGCACAGAACCGCAGCCACCUCAGGUUAAGGAGUUUGUCUUGUCCUUCAAACCAACCUUUUUUUAAAAAAAACUUGAAUUUCUUUUCUCUUUACUAUGUUUUUUGAAAUGGGGAAAAAAAAAAAAAAAGAUUCUCCUGUGAAUGUGCUAUUUACCGUUCAUUCCUUCUGCUUUCUUGGUUUUGAUUUGAAGCUAUGAAGCUUGGUGUCUGUGAAAAUGUUGUUAUUUCUCAGGAUAAUAAGCGGCAAUCAUCCCUGCCACAUAAAAGGCAGGAGAAAGGGGGAAACUUGGGGAACUAGUUUAAGUAUGAAGCUAAUUUUUAAGUUGUAGAUGAUGUGUAAAUCGAGGGUAAUACAUAGGAUGUCAGUAUCAAGCUGUGGUGUUUCUCUGGGUUCACGGUGUGUUGUUUGCAAUGCACAGAAGCUCAGGGAUAAGUAUUUAAAAUGUGACCCAGAGAAACCCUAGUUUUGAUGUUGCAACAGUUGCUUUCUUUCACGACUUGUGUGGAGGGCCCAUGGAACGCUGAAUAAAGCCCCAUAUGGAGAUCUGGGGGGGGGGAGACUUUUGGUUUGGCUUGUGGGAAGUUUGCCUACUGAAGGCUUAGAUGUUGUGUAAUGGGAGAAGCAUCCCAAAGGUGCAUGCUGCCAUUUGGGCUCUGGGCGAGCAGACAGGAGGGUCUGGGCAGGGCUGCAGGGGGGGACCUGGCUCUCAGGCUGCAGCCCCCCACCACGCGGUGCCCAGCCUCCCCCCUGGUGCUGUUGGGUGGGGAAAUGGUGAAGUGUAAAUGCCAUCGGUUUUGGUAUCCUCACGCUUUCGUUGAAGGCGCAUCAGCUCCUAGGGCUGGGAGAAGUUUGUAUUUCCACAUUACCUCAUCCUUCAGCCUUUGGUGUUAAAUGUGUUUGAGUGCUUGUGGAAAAGGGGAAAAUGGGAAUUUCUCUGUAUCUCCCUGGCAGCCACUCCCAGUGUUCUGUGCUCUGUUGGUUAUGAAUUAGAGCAUCUUAAUUUCUGGUCAGUACAUAUUUCUCAUCAUGGGUUGGUAAGGCAGUAGACUCACUCCGACUGCUUGAGAAAGGUACUGAUGUGUGAAACCAGCGCAGUUACAGCUGCCAGGAGUAUCCAAAAGGCCCCGUCUGGCCCGAUGCAGCCGCCGGCAGUGCCAGCACUGGGCAAGAGUCAGCAAAUUUUGCAGGGCUGAAACCCGCCUUCCCAGCACUCUCACUGGGCAGGAUCUACAAAUCUGGGUGUAAACCAGCCCUGCAAAAUGCUGGUGAGGCCAAUCCAGGAGACAUCUUCCCCUUGAAAAAAAAAAGAAAAAAAUUUUAAAAGAGCUCCUGUGCAGCUGAUCUCUAACAAGUCUAUGAAAGAAGCAACAUGGUUCAGUGGAAGAAAUGCCCCCAAGGGCAAAAAGAAACAGAAAUUGAAACCAGAUGACGAUCAACCUUAACAAAGCCUUUUGUGAUUCAUUGUUUUCUUUCAAUUUAUAAAAUGUCUUGUAAUAGUUGAUAACAUUAUUGACUCAAUUUCCAUAACUAAACUACCUCGUGUGACAUCCUGUUUAUCAUCUCAAAAGGGAUUGUGUGAAAAACAAAAUACUGCCAGUGUUUGUUGCCAGCGAAGAAGAGGGGCUGUGAUGGCUGGAGUUUUGUUUCCCUUCCCAUGGGUUGUGGCUUGUUGCUGCCGCAGUGUUUCAACCUGCGGGUGACGGUUUUGACUUUGCAUCCCACCUGGCUGCCCGGGAAGGCGUUAGGCUGUGCACACCAUGCUCUUGCCCAGCACCGAUGUGCCGUGGCAGUGACCACUAAUGCACCAAGCCGCUGUCGGCAGUGUGGGCGAUGUCCUGCGGCUGCAGCCGCCUGUCCCCGCACGGUGAGGCAGAGGCUGUGGUGCUGCAGGGGAAGGCUGAGCUCUGGCUUCUCUCCUGCUGGAGCGCAGCCCCCGCCUGCAGCCACAGGGCAGGAUGUGGCUCUGGCCAGUUUGGUUUUUGUUGGUGCCCAUCAAGCCACGGGCCCGGUUCUGGCUCUGUCCUGGUGCAGAUGUGGUGCAGAGGCUGUAUUUGUAGCCCAGGACCUUGCAGAGCCCUCACACAUAUGUCCUGGGUGUAAGUGUGCUGGGCAGCUCAAGGAGGGAGCAGGUCCAGUUUGCUGCUGUGUCUUGUGCUGGCCCAUCGCUGUUUUGCGGGAUGUUUCCAAGAUGGGUUGGACCCCGUCUUCGGGUCCUUCCGCUGAUGUUCUGGUGAUGGUUUCUCCCAGCAAAACACUUCAUUUUUCCCACAAUCCCUUGUGUAAAUCAGGGAAGCAGGAUGUUGCCUCGGCAUGACACAUGGUGAACGUUGGCACGCUCAGAGCUGGGGCUGGGGCAGGACAGUGUAUCUGGCCACUGCUGCCCUCGCCCCGCAGCGCCCAAGGAGGAGUGGGCACCGUGCUGCGCCUCUCGGGAGCUGCCUUUCCGUCACUACGCUACGACCAAAUGAAUGUUUCUACUGGCAUGUCUCGGGCGCACCGUGGCACAGCCAGUCCCCCUUGCGUGGCGGGACCGGCACGGGUCCGUGGCAGCCCAACCUGCCCCUGCUCCGCUGCUCUGCUCUGUGACUUGACUACCUGUGGAAAUGUGACCAAUAAGUGUUGAACGCAUGUGUAGCGAGUGUUAGCUGUAUGAACUAAUAAAUGUGAAUUGUUCUGCA